Messenger RNA from Cornus florida, 7596 nucleotides. Its product is annotated as transcription repressor OFP15-like. The transcript has 3 exons. The record is from RefSeq and is a predicted model, not a curated record. Lineage: Eukaryota; Viridiplantae; Streptophyta; Magnoliopsida; Cornales; Cornaceae. Bases 6829 to 7512 code for a protein of 227 amino acids. Gene Ontology annotation, biological process: negative regulation of DNA-templated transcription.
AGUUAAAUUGCCUUUUCAGGUUAGCAGCAGGUGGAUUGCUUCAUUAGAUGGAUGGUUAAAUUUUGCAUCCACAAUACAAGUUUGGUCUUGGAACAGAUCAACAAGAAUAGUUUGUUAACAAGAUAGAAUUCACUCCGAGGGAGAAGGGGAUACUUGCAGGGUGAACACUUUGCUUAUGGGUGAAACGUGAAGUGACCAUGCGUUCUCCAUACUAUGGCUAUGUGCCCUUUCAGAUGUUUACUUCGGAAGAUGGGUUUAAUCCAUAACGCCAGUUCACCAACUGUGCUUGGCUGGGGCUAACUACAAUAGGGUUUGGUCAGGAGGGCCUGUGAGGGAAAGGGACUUUGGAGGCCAGGGGGUAAAGCUGGGUCCAAUCCCUGAAGGGAUGCUUGGACUGAUUGGUCAAAACAGUGAUUGGAGUGGAGUGGAUAAGGACUAUAAAGAAAAAAGGGAAGGUGGGUUUUGCAGAACCAGUCCUGCAGUGGGUCAUGCUGAGGAGGGAGGUGUGCCUUAAAAAGCAACUAUAUUGAAUGGGCUGAACUUGGGGAGUCAAGUGAAACCAAAAAGGGACUAUAACAAAGGCAGCGCCAAUAGACGGGAUUAUGUGGAGAAGCAGUUUAAAUCAUGACAUUCUAGGUGUUGCUCACAGAGUUUGAAAGAUGUACAUUGUGGAAGCAGAGGAAGCUAGUAUGCUGAGGUACAUUACAGAACCUAGAGCUGCAUAGAUUUUUUUGACCAAAAUAUUUGAUGUGUUAAUAGCUAGAAUAGAAACUAAUUUAAUUUUUUUUAAUUUGGAAUACAUCAGAAUAUAGAAAAAUAUUAUUAAGUAGGUGUUUAGUUAGAUUUGGAGUUUAACGAGAACCAAUCUACCUACAGAAGUCUAAUCCAGUAAUAUUUACUAGAUAAACUAAAAUUGAAGUUGAACUGGAAAAACUCAAAUUGGUUCUACAAUAGUGGAAUUGUUGUUUAAUAAUGGUACUAUUUUUGCUUUGGUCUGAUGGUAAGCAUUUAGCCUGUCAAACAUGAGAAAAUGAUUCUAUUGUAAAGGUAAUAUCUUAUUUUGGAUAAGAACAAUGUUAUAAAGUCGAGUCGGAUUCUAUAUUAUUUUUCUUUAGACAAUGUAUAGACUAGUUUCCAUCCUGCCCAUCUUUCUCAUCAUUCUAUGGAAUGAUGGUUAUAUCAUCUUCUUUUUCUUUAGCUUAUUUUUCAGGUGCAAUGUAAGAGUCUUUACUCUUGUAGAAAAGCAAUUUCUAUUUGUUUACACUUUUAGUUGAAUAUGGAUUUACCCCCACUAUCUUUUUGUGUGAAAAUAUUCUAUUAUAUCUUUUUUUUUUUUGGGUCGUGGUCCCGUGGAUGGUAUGGUAGAAGGCUCUUACAGUAUGCCAUAGUCCAGCACCUCGCACAUGCAGUCUACACAUACACAUGCACCAUGUGAUCAUCUGGAAAAAUUAUAUCGCGUUUCUCUCACAACUACUAGUCUUUGUAUGGUAGCAUGUAAAUUUGUUAAAACAUAAUUUGAUUAACCUUUACUGUUUGUGAUGGCUGGAUAUAUUCUCACUUCUAUGUUGAUCGGUGUGUCUGCCUGGGGUUAUUGAGACUUUGCUUUUUAUUCCAGUUUACCCUUUUUUUCCUCCUUCAGAGGUUUUUCUGUCCUUUUUUAAGCUAGGGCUGUUUGUUUCCUCUUUAUUUAUUUUUGUUUGGAGGAGUCUCUGUUUAGUUGUAGUGGUGGGGUUGCUUGUGUUGUUAUUCUUCGGGGGAUACUAUCUCAUGUUUUGUUGUAACUUUGAAAAGUUUUAGUUUCAAUGAAAUCAAUCUUACUUACCAAAAAAAAAAUGGUUGCUGACAUAUAUGAUAUUAUUUUUUCAUUUGUCCAUUUUAUGCUCAGCACUCCUAACCGGGCGUUUGAUUUGGCCGAUCAAGCAAGUCAGCUGGGAAUAAAUUACAUCUAUUAUUAUUUACUGCUUUUCUGGAGUUGUAUGAAUUGUCAGGUCAAUGAGAGCUUGAGGCUGCUUCCUGUAAGUUGCAAGUGAUAACUGUGAUAUGGUGGCAUCCGUUGCAUAAAGUAGCAGCAACGAUAUCAAUUUAUUGAAAAAGAUCGAAGAGUAAGUGCCACAUGUCUCUCUGUAUGUAACAUGGUGUAAGAUUUUCUUUUUUGCUUUCUCAAUAUUACUAUCACCUUAUUUAUUUGCAGUGACAGUUUUGAGAAUAAUAAUAAACAAUGACAAUUUUAUUGAUAUAAUAAUAAAUAAAUAAACUAGGAUGUCAUGGAGUCUAAUUUACUGGCAUAGCACUAAAAUCACCACUUUUCUUCUUUUUACCCUAUGUAUAUAUAUAUAUAUUCUGUGAAUAGGAUAUGGUGUCCCCCUGUAUUGGUUAGUUGAACAUAACCCCAAAUCUCGGUGUGCCAUCCUUGGUUUUUCAAUUGCCUAGAAUUUCAUUUCAGCAACUCUAAGAAAUGAACUUCAAAAAUUGAAAAUCGGUACAAACACACACACACAGAGCACCAGCGGACCCAUAAUUGUCAACUGUUACAUGGUCCCUUCAUUUAAGUAUAAUGUAGACUAGAGUGGUAUUGGUCCAAAAACCACAUGCUGUGUGCCUAGGAUCAUGUUCAUCUACCGGCAUUGUGGGUCCACAGUAGGAUGGUGACACCAUGGUCAGCCUGAUCCAUGAAUUGUAACCCUAGGAUUGACUUAAAUAUGAAGCCAUGUCUGGUUAUUUGAAGAUAAAUUUGUACCCAGAGAUGUGAUAUUGGAGUUAUAGAACAUACCAAACAUCCCAUUAAAUAUAAGAAUACAAAGUGAGGCAUUGCCGCAUUGGCAAUUUGGCAUACUCACUAUUUGACUUCCUGAGUUCUUUUUCUUGCCUAGUCAGGUAUUUGAAAUCAGACCAAUCCAUGAGACUGAAGCACAAUAAAUAUUAAAUACGAGUCUAUGAUCUCUUUCUAUCUCUACACACACACAGUCUUUAUCUUUUACUUGGAAUGCAUAUGUAUGCACGUGAGCAGAAAGUUCCAUCUUUAAUGCUGUCACAUGAUUGUCAAUUUCAUUUGCUUUCUUUUUUGUUUUCGUUUUCUUUUUGUUUUUUUCAUUUGCCAUCUUCCCCUUCCCUUUAGUUAGUCGAUCUAGUUAAUGUAAACCAAUCCAUUGUCAGGAGCAAUUACUCUUUCAGGCGACCUAGAGACCUGUCUAGCUAGUUAUAAUUCAAAUUACUGUAGUUUGAUUAAUAGACAGUGACUGCUGAUAAAGAAAUAAUAAUUUGUACAAGACUUUUUGCAAAAUAUUAAUACUAUGUACUGCUUUGUAGGAAUUUCCCAUAGGGAAGUUGUCACACACACGCAUACAUCAUUAUCAUCAUUGCCUUUAUCUUACAUGGAUGGAGUCGGUCUUAUGAAUUCUCUUUUUCCAUUCUUUUCUAUUACAUAUCAUGUAUCUUAGAUUUAAUUUUUAAAAUCAUUUUUAAUUACUUCCUCCAUUGUAAAUUUUGGCCAGCCUCUCUGUCAUUUACCUUCUAGGCAUACUACACUUCUUCUUCUAACCGGUGUAUUAUCGUGCCUGCAAUGAACAUGAUCGUACCACCUAAGUCUACUUUCUCUAGUUUUAUUCAUAGGUGCUAUACCUAAUGUUUCCCUCACACAUUUAUUAUAAAUCUCUUCUUGUCUAGUUAGUCCUAUCAUCCAACGUAGCAUUCUCAUUUCACCCUAAAAUCUUUAAACCCUAAAACCAAAAAAAUAAAAAAUAAAAAAUAAAAAAAAAGGGAAGGAACCCAAGUUUUAUUUUAUUUUACUAUAUUUUUAGGCAAUGCAUAGAAAUUAUAAAUGAACAUACAUGGAGCCAAAAUUCAAAGGUAAAUUGAGUUCAAAUUUGUUCCAUGAGGAUGUAUCACUGUAUCAGCCUGUGAACGUUGGAAACACUUUAAAAGGAAACUCAAUACUUUUGAAAAAUGUAACAGUCUAGUCAGUAAACAUUCAAUGGGCUCAACUGAUAUUCUGAAUAGCAUUUACUUCCCCGCCCAUUUUUCUUGAUGCUUAUUUCCCCAGCAUAUCAUAACUAAUUUCUUAUUUACUCUUAUAUUUGUCGUUCCUCAGUUAUUCAUGCUUGGUUAUUUGAUAAUAUACAAAUUGAUUUUAUAAUCUUAGUUUGUACUACGAUGUCACAUGACGUUUUCCUUUAAUAUUGUGUUAUGAUAUUGUUUUGGGCAACAUAUAUACUAAAAAGACUAUAGAUUCAUCAAGUUUGAACUAAAUUUCCUUUAAUUUUAAUUUCAUGAUGUCGUUUUCGGUGCUUCCAGAGAAAACAUGAGUUGCAUCUGUAUACGAUAUCUAAAACCUUGAAGCAUAACAAAAAUUGAAGUAUCAUGAAGAAGCCAUUAUGAUAGAAUAUUAAUAAUUUAUGAAGUAGUUAUGGAAACUAUGUUUAAUAGUUUGUAUGAUGAUUCUAGUUUACAUAAAAACUCUAAGAGUAAGCACGUGCUUUAUGCAUGAUUAUAUAUAUGUUUUACAUGCUCUGUUAUUGUUGAUUCUGAUUAUAGCUUUAGUUUACUGGAUUGUUGAAACACUGUUGGUAGGUUUUUUGUCAUUGUUCAUUGGGGUCCAUAGAAGUCACUAUUACAUUGGUAAUGAGAAGUUAUUAUCAGGGUUAGGACAAUUUCCCACUUGCAAUGUGGGACUGCUCAAUGCCUACGGACGUUUGGCUUGAGAAAAUCGGAGAGAAUGGAUGAUAAGAAUAAAUAAAUUAUGUUCUAAGGAGCAUGAGCAUCUUCUGAAAUGCUGUGAUGAUGUCACGUGAGACAUGAAUGACAUGUGCCCGCAUAUUUAGAAAUGUUCUGAAAUUUGAAUAUAUUUUUUCGUGGUUGGAUCCCGUAAGUAAACCUGUAGGACACAAAAUAGUUAUUUUUUAAUUAUUAGUUUUCUUGAAAAAAUGAGAUUCCUAUGCGUUAAUUAGAAUAAUAAUAUAAAGUUCCAGAAAAUAAAAACGACACUCAUCUAAGUCUAAGUUCUAAAUUAGUGAUUUUAUUCAUGAUAAUGUAAAUAAAAUGAUAAAAAAAAAUUAUUUAUUUUUGACACAUCCAUAUUGUAGUUGUGUUUUAAUUUUUUAUAAGAUUUGUUUUAUUGUUUUUUCUUUUGUUGUUAUACCCGUUUUUCAUAUUUGUGCCUCUUAACUUACGUUUUGUUUGUUUUAAAAAAAUGAGAAGGUAUAACUUGACUCUGAAUAAUGGAUUUGUCAUCAUUCCUCGUGGGAAAGAACUUAGGAGGACAAGAUAAAAAUUUUUGUGGUUACCCUUACAGAUUUUUGUUACCUUUAUUUCUUAAAAAAGGUGAAAUUCCUUUGUUCUCUUUAUCCUCUUAUGUAAUUUUUGUUGUCAUAGAGUUGUUAACACUAUUACAUAUAUUUUAAAUAUAUUUACAUUUACCCAGAUGUAAUGGGGUGAAAAAUAGAUUAUUAGGUAGUAAUUUUUUAUUUUGAAGGACUAGCACCAUCUUUUCUUUUCUUUGUUCUCUUUAGUUAUUCAAACAAGUAAAACUCUUGUCAUUUCUUUUCAUAAAACCAACCUAUACAAUAGCAAAGGGUAAGGGAUGCAUUUAAAAGCCUCACUGUUGUGCACCUGUAAAAGGAUCCGAUUUGGAUCGGAUCACCAAUAAGGCCAUUCCUUGAUCCAUUUCGAUAACUAAAUGGAUAUUUUGUUAAUGAAUUUAUAUUUGAUUUGUUAUUAAACGGAUCUAUUCAAUAAUAGUGUUUUUUAUUUAUUUAUUGGUGUAUGUGUUUAACAGAAGCUAGUGUCAAAAGAGAAUGGUAAACAAUGAUUAGAAUAAAAAUGAUAGAAAGCCAAAGAUAAAUAAAAAAUGGAAGAAAAAGAAAAAGAAAAAGAAAAUUAAAUCUUUUACUCUUUGUUAAAGAAUAAACAUUUUUCGGAGUAAGUAAAAAUAGUUAGUGGGAAGAAGAGAGAACGAUGAUAAGAAUAUUUUGAUAAUAUAUAAAUAUUAUAUGUCAUAACAUUAGAUUAUAAAUGUUUAACGUAUUAUAUAAUAUAUUAUGUUGGAUCCUGAAAGGCAAACCCCAUCUCUCAGACUUCUCAAACACCCCCUCCAGUCAGACCAUAGAAGUACAGAGAACAAUAAAUUCGUGCUCAACCAACCACCCUUAAUCGGAUUAUAAUUUAUAUUCAAUUUAUUUAAUUAACUGAUUAUUAAAUUUUGAUCUAAUUAUUUAACUAAUGAAUUAUUGAAUUUGAAUAGUAAACGGAUAGGUCUACUGAUAUCUAUCCAUUUUGUAUAAGAAAAUACUAAUAUUCAGGCCCAAAUGUGCCCAAGUAGUUGUAAAUAUCAAUUGUGAGGAGGAAUGACUUUUUAAAAGAAUCUAUAGAAUUUUGGGAACAAUUACAAAUAGUAGAAAUGUGGGGGGGAAAACGCAAAAAAUGCUAAAUAUUCAAAUUUUGUUGAAAUCACAUUAGGUUGAAUUGUUUAUUACUGCAACCUGAGAACUUAAAAGAAGGAACUGAAUUAAAAAAUAAAUAAAACUCUUCUUUAACAAUAAAUACUACUACUAUAUAUAUAUAUUGAAUGGCCUCUACUCUACUGAACAGCAUUUAUUUCUAUAGCUUGAAAUAAAUUGACAUAUGAGAAAGAUAUCUCACCAGUCCCCUUAUUCUUGAUCCUACUUCCAUCCCUCACCAUUCCUUUCAAAAGCUACUACUCUUCAACCUCUCCGACUCUCCAUUAAUGCCAAAAUAAGAACUCACUCUCGCUAUCAAAACACAAAAAACAAAAAAUACUACUGCCUAGUAACAUCAAACUCUUUUCUCUUUCAAGCCCUCUAGAAAUCAAGAAGAAUGAAGCUCCCUUUUCCCUUCAAGAACACAGAAACAAUUACCUCCUCAUGGCCAUGGCCAUCCUGUGGAAGCCCCAAAACCCUCUCAUUUCGAGGGGGCAACGACGAGUUGAUGACUGUAAACGAAGUGGCAGCAGCGGAAACAGUAGUAGUAGAAGACAGCGGAGGAGGGGAGUCGAUAGAGACGGUGAUUCGCGGGUUGUGGUCAGAGAGGCUGUUCUUCGAGCCGGUGGAGACGAGUUCAAUACUAGAAGUGGUGAAGAGUACGGAUGAGUUUCCAUACAAGGAGACUACUGAGAUAAUGGCCAUGGAUUCCGAUGACCCUUAUGUGGACUUCAAGAGGUCAAUGGAGGAGAUGGUGGAGGCUCACGGGUUGAAGGAUUGGGAGUGUCUUGAAGAGCUUUUGAGCUGGUAUUUGAGGGUGAAUGGGAAGAGCAAUCAUGACUAUAUUGUGGUUGCGUUCGUUGAUUUGUUGCUCGGUCUUGCUUUUGCUGCUGCUUCUGCUUCUGAGGCUACUCUUACUUAUGAUGAUCGUUCUACUUCUACUUGUACUACUUCUCCUUUCUCUUUUUCUUCUUCUACUAGUCCUUGUUUAUCUUCAUUAGUAGAAGCAGAGGAUGAGAUUGAAAAAACAGUUGACAAUGCUUCAUCAUCAUCAUCAUCAUCAUCUUCUUCAGAUGUUUGAUUUGAUUCAUUACUAAUAGAAUUAUGUAUAUCAGUUUGUAGUUUGAAAAAAAAAAAUUAUAUAGUGAAACUUCCACAUUAAUUA